GGAACAAUGCAAACAGCUCAAUAAGAAGUCUGAAUGAAGUGGAAAAUCAGACUUUCUGCCUGGAGCAAGGGGCUGCUUCCCUGUGGCCGAGGACUGACUCAAAGACCCCAGGACCCUGGGAGACAGGGACUCUUACGUAUCCAGGAAGCACGUUCACCUAUACAUGUGAAUCAUGUUCGGGACAAGCUGCGGGAGAUCGUAGGCGCAUCCACAAACUGGAGAGACCAUGUGAGAGCGAUGGAGGAAAGGAAGUUACUUCACAGUUUUUUGGCUAAGUCUCAGGAAGGUCUGCCCCCUAGGAGAAUGAAGGACAGUUACAUCGAAGUUCUCUUGCCUUUGGGCAGUGAGCCUGAAUUACGAGAGAAAUAUUUGACAGUUCAAAACACUGUAAGGUUUGGCAGGAUUCUUGAGGACCUUGACAGCUUAGGAGUUCUUAUUUGCUACAUGCACACCAAAAAUCAUGCAACUAAGAUGUCCCCUUUAUCAAUAGUUACAGCCCUGGUGGACAAGAUUGAUAUGUGUAAGAAGAGCCUAAGCCCAGAACAGGACAUUAAGUUCAGUGGCCAUGUUAGCUGGGUUGGGAAGACAUCCAUGGAAGUGAAGAUGCAGAUGUUCCAGUUGCAUGGUGAUGAAUUUUGUCCUGUUUUGGAUGCGACAUUUGUAAUGGUGGCUCGUGAUUCUGACAAUAAAGGGCCAGCAUUUGUAAAUCCACUCAUCCCGGAAAGCCCAGAGGAGGAGGAGCUUUUUAGACAAGGAGAAUUGAACAAGGGGAGGAGGAUUGCCUUCAGCUCCACCUCAUUACUGAAAGUGGCGCCCAGUGCCCAGGAGAGGACCACCAUACACGAGAUGUUUCUUAGCACACUGGACCCAAAGACUAUAAGUUUUCAGAGUCGAGUUUUACCACCUGGUGCAGUGUGGAUGGAGACUACAAAGCUGAAGAGCUUAGAAGUUUGCCACCCUCAGGAGCGGAACAUUUUCAAUCGGAUCUUUGGUGGUUUCCUUAUGAGGAAAGCAUAUGAACUGGCAUGGGCUACUGCCUGUAGCUUUGGUGGUUCCCGACCAUUUGUGGUAGCAGUGGACGAUAUCAUGUUUCAGAAACCUGUUGAUGUUGGCUCCUUGCUCUUUCUGUCCUCGCAGGUGUGCUUUACUCAGAACAAUUACAUUCAAGUCAGAGUACAUAGUGAAGUGGCCUCUCUCCUAAGUAAAGAGCACACGACCACCAAUGUCUUUCAUUUUACCUUCAUGUCGGAAAAAGAUGUGCCCUUGGUUUUCCCCAAAACAUAUGGAGAGUCCAUGUUGUAUUUAGAUGGGCAGCGGCAUUUCAGCUCCAUGAGUGCCCCAGUGACCUCGAGGAAGGGCCACCUUGUGGAUCUCUAGGACACCUCCCUUCUUGUGAAGCAGCCUCCACCCACAGCGACUCGUCUCGCCUGAUGAAGGCCAGAGCAGAUGCAUUGGCGUUAGCAUUGCUUCUCAUCCUCAUAGGGAAGGAGAAAGCAUUCAGCCUGUAGGGUGAUCAGAGAAGCAGAAUGAGCCGUGACUGGAUGGGGCUGGGGGACAGUGUUAUUAAAUAAUAAAUCCUUUCAAAGCUGUAUUCAUUGUGAACCUGUCAGGCUGACCCUGUCUGCUAAAGGAAUUAGGGUAGAAUACCUGUUUACCCAGUUGGACGCAUUCCUUUCUUGCUCAUACUGUAACUGUCAGUAUGCAAAGUUUCCUGCCAGGGCAUUUGGAGGACAUUCUUUUUUUCCCCCUUUUUCCCUGUGUAGUGGUGCUGGGAAUU
Messenger RNA from Fukomys damarensis (Damara mole-rat), 1777 nucleotides. RefSeq names its product acyl-CoA thioesterase 9 (gene Acot9). Gene Ontology annotation, cellular component: mitochondrion. Gene Ontology annotation, molecular function: fatty acyl-CoA hydrolase activity. The coding region runs from base 34 to 1377 and encodes 447 amino acids. The transcript has 16 exons. Gene Ontology annotation, biological process: acyl-CoA metabolic process. Lineage: Eukaryota; Metazoa; Chordata; Mammalia; Rodentia; Bathyergidae. The record is from RefSeq and is a predicted model, not a curated record.